AGAGACCGCUUUUCCGACCUCAUAUUCCAUCCAACUCAGCUUCAGCUCUCCAGCUACUCUGACCACUUCUCACAACUUUCCCCCUCAAUAAUCACAACAAACACACAAGAUGGAUGCCAUCAAGCAGGUGCGUGUCAUCAACACAAGCUCCAACACCUCACUCCCCCCACACCACAUCUACAUGAUGAAACUCAACGAUUCCCCUUAAUACACCGCAAGGUGCAUGAUUCGAAAUCGUCCAAAUUACAGUCUAUAUCUGAUCACGAUGUCGCUGCUGCUCUCUUCAAUUACCCCUCAGCCCCACCGCUUCUUGGGCCAAAGCUGACAUGAGUCCCAACAACAGCGCAUGAACGCUCUCCGCCUCGAGGCCGACGAGUCCGCAUCCAAGAACGAGGAGCUCAAGGCAAAGGUCAAGUCGCUUGAGCAGGAGAACCUCGCCAAGGAGCAAGAGAUCACCUCGCUGAAGCACAAGAACCAACUCCUCGAGGGCGAGCUAGAGAAGAUUGAGGGUGGCCUCAAGGACGCAAAGGCUGCCGCCGAUGAGAGCGCCCAGCACGGCACUCAGAACGAGAGCUUGCAGAGAAGACUGCAGCUCCUCGAAGAGGAGGCUGAGGAGGCCGACAGAAACUUGAGAGAAACCAACGACAAGCUUCGCCAGACCGACGUCAAGGCCGGCCACUACGAGCGUAAGGUGCAGGCCCUGGAGGCCUCCCGCGACCAAUGGGAAGCCAAGUACGAGGAGAUGAACGCAAAGUACAAUGCCACCAAGAAGGAGCUCGACGACUUUGUCGCCGAGAUUGGCAACAUCUAAGCCGCACCUUCCCUUCACCUUUGCAUCCGUUCGUCACGGCCCUUUUCUCGUAUUUCCCACCGUCUUCUUCACAUCGCCGUUUCUUCAUCUUGGGUUGUCAGCAUGGGCG
Messenger RNA from Aureobasidium subglaciale EXF-2481, 920 nucleotides. RefSeq lists its product as uncharacterized. Bases 347 to 811 code for a protein of 154 amino acids. The transcript has 2 exons. NCBI's taxonomy places the organism in Eukaryota, Fungi, Ascomycota, Dothideomycetes, Dothideales, Saccotheciaceae. The record is from RefSeq and is a predicted model, not a curated record.